UAGUUGUUGUAACUAAAGGCUAAGCUUCAGUUAUGGCGUAGCAACGGUGGAAUAACACUCGGAAGAGAAGAGAGACGGUGAUCGGAGAUAUAGAUUGAGGAUGGGAACGAGACAAGUAUACGAAGAGAAGCUUCGCCGUGGGAAUCUUGAUUAUGAUCCGACUAUGAAUCCUGGUCUUGGUUCUGCUCGCUGUCCUCGUUGUCUUUCUCUCUUAAACCCUAAUUCUGAGAAAGGAGAGUGGACGAUAACUCCAGUUUUGCACGAUGCUGCUGCAGUGGCUGGUUCUGGUAUUGGUGGCUUGCUUAGUGCCGUACAUGCUUUCAAUACAGGGAUCCCCUAUCUUCAAAAUCGGUUUCCCGGGUCAAAGCGGCUCUCCUUUCUUGUUGGGGUUCCAUUGCUGCUAGUAUAUUCAGGUGUAGGGGCUGCUUUUGGAGGUUAUGCACUUCCAAAGUUUGCUCAGCUGACAGUUACCUCGUAUUAUGCAUCUUCAAGUGCUUCACAUUAUGGAAUUUCUAUGCUCACCCGCCGUAUCGAAGAAGCUCAUCUCUCUCGAACGCAGAAAGAAGAGGCUGAGUUUGCACCGUUUGGUCCUUCCCCGUAAGACAGCGACUGUCCUGUUCCACGGCUAAAGACUUAAGGCCUUGGUCAUAUGGACUUCAUUCAAAGUCUGUUCUCUUGAGGCAAUAAGAAAAAAACAUGGUCAUGUGCCGCGGCUCCUAACUACUCUUUUUUUUUUUUUUUUUUUUUUGAAGUCCAUUAUUAUAUUUUGAUCAUGGUAUAUGGGUAGAGAGAGAGAUGGACAAGUAAAUAUGGUAUACAGCUUGUUGUUGUUGAUGAUUCUCUUUGAAUUGCCCAAAAAAAGGUUUGAAAAGAAACUAAAGAAGAAAGCUUUUGAGGAAAGGCUUUAGCUUUAGGUUCUGUGUGUUGAGAAAGAUGUGAAAGCUCUCUGUGGCUAACUCUACAUUUGUAAUCAUGGACCACUUUCACUUCUCAACUCUCUCUCUCUCUCUCUCUCCCCUUUUGUCUUGUCCAUUGUCUUCAGUGAUCCCCACAGUCACCGAAUCAUCAUCAACAUCUGCAUUUACCCAUCCUUCGUUGCCUCUUGAUUCGGUAAAAGACCGUUUAAUUAGACAGAGACCCUAAGCAUUUUGUAUCUAAAGAGGCUUCUGGGUUUUUAAUGGUUAAGACUUAAGACACAAUUUUGACUUCAAUUUCUCGACUGCAACAACAGAGAGAAAGUACGUGUGACUUCUAUGGCCCUUAUAUUAAUGUUCCUCUUUCUCUGAAAGUUAUAGAAGAGUCUUGAAGGAAGCCAUAACAGAAGAACUCAGAAGUGAACAGAUGAAAACAAACAAAAAAUGAUAAUAAUUGUAUCAUUCACAUUUCACACACACG
Molecule: messenger RNA, 1395 nt
Organism: Arabidopsis lyrata subsp. lyrata
Lineage: Eukaryota; Viridiplantae; Streptophyta; Magnoliopsida; Brassicales; Brassicaceae
Exons: 8
Coding region: 101-601 (166 amino acids)
Source: RefSeq, a predicted model, not a curated record